AUGACAACCUCAACCGAGGGUCUUGAGCUAGCUCAGCUGGUUUUCUACGCCAUUGCUUCCCUCCCCGCCAUAUACUGUUUCAUUACACACGGCAAGUAUGGAUUAGUUGGAUGGCUAUAUGUCUUCGCGAUGUGCGGCCUACGAUUAGUAGGAAACGGCAUGGCAUACCACGCACUUUCCACAACUGGCAAGCCCAGUACGUCUGCUUCGAUUAUCAACGGAAUCGGUCUCUCGCCUCUACUACUAGCAGCGCUUGGAAUUCUUCACGAAGCCAACCACUCAAUUCAAUCGGCACUUCCUGCGUUUCUUGGUUCCUUUGGCCUUCUUAUUCCCCAUAUGGUCAUCGCUGGUGGAAUUGGCCUCGCCGCUGCCAGUGGCAAAAACCCUCACUUGUUGGAAAUAGGGCUCAUCAUCUUUGCCACGGGUUGGAUCAUCGUGCUAGGUCUGGUGAUACUCUCGGUCAGAGCAAAUGCUCAUCCCCGCCGAGUCGGCGACGAAAAGAAGCUUCUUUUGGCUGUAGGGAUUGCCAUGCCUCUGAUCGGAGUGCGUGUUAUCUACGCGAUCGUGAUCGCUUUCAAGUAUCAAAAUACGUCCAGUGGAAGCCUAGCUGUCAUGGUCAUCCUUGGCACGGUUCCAGAAUUUCUGGUCAUGAUCAACUAUCUUUCAGCUGGUGUGAUGACUCGAAAUUUGGCUCGCGACCGUGUGGAGAAGAGACCUCAGCCAGCUUACGAUACGGCUUAUUCUGCU
Penicillium cataractarum is the source of this 747-nucleotide messenger RNA. RefSeq lists its product as uncharacterized. NCBI's taxonomy places the organism in Eukaryota, Fungi, Ascomycota, Eurotiomycetes, Eurotiales, Aspergillaceae. The annotation marks the transcript as partial. The record is from RefSeq and is a predicted model, not a curated record. The transcript has 2 exons.